AUGGCUUCCUUAUCAACCUCUUCCUUGGCCUCCUCCCCCUUAGAUUCAUCCUCCGCUUUCUCCCCAGUGCCCUCAACUCCUCCGCCUCCCAUUUUCGCCUCUCCCCCCACCUCUCCCUCCAUCUCUCCCUCCGUUCCCCCUGCCCCUUCCUCGCUGCACCUGCCUUCCUACUGCUCCUCCUGCUGUUCCACCCCUUGUUGCUCCCUGUGCUGCCCUCUCGCCUCAGUGUCCAUGCACUUCAUCGUCCCCCGUCAUAUUCAACUCCCCCGCUCUAUCUUUCCCCACCUCCUGCCCCUCUUGCCCUUCUUGUCCCUCUUCCCUCACUCACUCCAGCACAUAUCUCUUCCGCUUCUCGGCCCUCCUCCCUCCACACCUCCGCUCUCUCCCCCACUCGGGUCAGAGCACACCAAAUCAUCCACAUGCACACAUUAA
Molecule: messenger RNA, 432 nt
Organism: Closterium sp. Naga37s-1
Lineage: Eukaryota; Viridiplantae; Streptophyta; Zygnematophyceae; Desmidiales; Closteriaceae
Source: the annotation of a GenBank genome assembly